This is a messenger RNA of Pristis pectinata (smalltooth sawfish), 850 nucleotides long. RefSeq names its product cathepsin L2-like. The record is from RefSeq and is a predicted model, not a curated record. The transcript has 7 exons. NCBI's taxonomy places the organism in Eukaryota, Metazoa, Chordata, Chondrichthyes, Rhinopristiformes, Pristidae. Gene Ontology annotation, cellular component: lysosome. The coding region runs from base 16 to 669 and encodes 217 amino acids. Gene Ontology annotation, molecular function: cysteine-type endopeptidase activity.
GAAAAAUACAGAAGAAUGGUUUGGGAGAAAAAUAUGAACUUCAUUGCGAAGCAUAACCUGGAGCAUUCAAUGGGAAAACACACAUUUACUGUAGGAAUGAAUCAGUUUGGAGAUCUGACCAUGAAGGAGUUUGCGCAACUUUUGAAUAAAUUCAACAAAAAAGAAGUGGGGAAUUCGACGUACAAAGUGUUUACAGCUCAGCAGAAUGCUGACCUGCCGUCAUUUGUUGACUGGCGCCCUAAAGGUUAUGUUACUCCAGUGAAGGACCAGGGACAAUGUGGCUCCUGCUGGGCUUUCAGCACGACUGGAGUACUUGAGGGCCAGGUAUUUAAGAAAACAGGAAAACUCAUUUCCCUGAGCGAACAGUACCUGAUGGACUGUAGCAGAGAUGUAGGGAACCGAGGCUGUAAUGGUGGAUACAAAGUGCGAUCCCUUCUAUUUAUCAAAGAAAAAGGCAUCAGUUCAGAGCAAUCCUACCCCUACACUGCAAAGGAUGGGGAAUGCAAGUUCAACAGAAAUGAUAUUGUCGCCACUUGCAAGGGUGUCAGGAAGAUUCCGACAGAUUCGGAAGCGGAUUUGGCUGCAGCUGUGGCCACAGUUGGACCGAUCUCUGUCUCCAUCGAUGCAGAGCACAGAUCCUUCAUGUUGUACAAAUCAGGUGCUGGCUGACCAGCUGUGUUUCCAACAUUUUCUGAGAUCAGCUUCAGGUUGUUCAAGCAAAAAGCUGGCAAAGAUACAGGAUUCAUCAAUAACAUUGCAAGUUCAAUGGAAAGAGUGUCAUAGAUUCUGAGCAAUCAUUAGUGAUACCCAAGCACGUCGGUUUCCCAAUCAGUGAUAUUGCCAUGGGAAG